Molecule: messenger RNA, 2053 nt
Organism: Notechis scutatus (mainland tiger snake)
Lineage: Eukaryota; Metazoa; Chordata; Lepidosauria; Squamata; Elapidae
Gene: SNX16
Product: sorting nexin 16
Biological process (GO): early endosome to late endosome transport; protein targeting to lysosome; endosome to lysosome transport
Cellular component (GO): late endosome; early endosome
Molecular function (GO): phosphatidylinositol binding
Source: RefSeq, a predicted model, not a curated record
GGCAGCGCCUCGGACGGAGCUGUGGUGCAUCUCGGGAGAUGUAGUCGGGGCGGCCUGACAAACCAGUGGCGGCCAGGGAUCGCGCCGCGUCCAAACAGCUUCCCGCCCCUCGCAACAGGUUUUGCGCGGCCCCUUCUUCGUCGCCUCUUCGGGAGUGGGAGGCGGCGAGCUGCCAAAGGCGAGACGAGGCAGGCAGGCGAGCCAAGGAAGCGCCCAGCUGCUGCCCGCAAGAUACCUGUGAAAAAAAAUUAAAACAAGAGAAUCAUUUAAGCUCAACAAUUUGUGCAUAUAUAAACCUUCUAAUGAAGGAUGACUACUCCAUAUGUUCCUGUUCCAAUUCCUAUAGGAAGUUCUACUAGUUUUACCAUAAAUAGAAAUCAAAGAAGAUCAUCUCUUGGGAGUAUUUCAGCAUGUUCAGAUUCUCCAAAGGGACAGUUAGAAGAAUCGUCUCAAAGUAACUUUAAAAAAAUGAGUGUUCCCGAUGAGAUUGGUACUACUUCAUGUCCUUGCAAUAGUCCACUUGUUAGAACUAAAAUGUUAGGUAUUAACACCUCCUUGGAAUAUUAUAUUCAACCAUUGGAAACAACUGAGCAAAAUACCUUGGAGAACUGGGAAGAUCGACCCGCUACUCCUACAAUACUUGGUUAUGAAGUAAUGGAAGAGAGAGCAAAAUUCACUAUUUACAAAAUACUUGUGAAGAAAAAUCCAGAAGAAAACUGGGUAGUUUUCAGAAGGUAUACAGACUUCUCCAGGCUUAAUGACAAGCUGAAAGAUAUGUUUCCUGGUUUUCGAUUGGCAUUGCCCCCAAAGCGUUGGUUCAAGGAUAAUUACAAUCCUGACUUCCUAGAAGAUAGACAGCUAGGACUCCAAGCAUUUCUACAGAAUUUAGUAGCUCACAAAGACAUUGCCAACUGCCUUGCAGUAAGAGAGUUUCUUUGUUUGGAUGACCCUCCGGGGCCCUUUGAUAGCCUUGAAGAGAGCAGGGCUUUUUGUGAAACUUUGGAGGAAGCAAACUACCGGCUCCAAAAGGAACUUAAUGAAAAACAAAAAGAGGUGGAAACUCUGAAAAAGUUGUUAAAUGAAAAAGAAUUGUACAUAAAUGAAAUGGAGAAAAGACUUGGGGACUUAAAUUUAGUGGAAACAAAGUCUUGUAAAUUGUCAGGAGAGGGAAGUGAAUGCAGUGGAGAAGUGGAGUCAUCCGCAACAGAGGCAGAUCAAAGAACGUUGGAAGAAGACAGCCGGUCUGAAAAAGAGGAUUGGAAAACCUCUUGGAGUGGGUCACUGGUAGAAAACUUUGUGCCAGAAAUAGAAGUAGCCGAAGUGGCAUAUACUGCUGAUAUAGAUGAGAUGUAAGCAUCACUUGUUUUGCUUAUUUUAUUUUAUUUUUAAAAAAGAUCUAUCUGGAAGUUGUUGAACAACAGCAGUAGAACUGAAGAUGAUAGGAAUGUUUACAUAAAUCAUUCAGAAUACAUUUUUGACACAAGAAGAAUAAUCAGUGCUGCUGCUUUAAUUCAUUUGUUAUCUAAGAUAUAUUGAUAUGUGGAGAACUAUAUUAAUAUAUAACAACUUUGGUUAAGUUUAUGUUAUGCCUAGAAUCCUAAGUAAUGUGUAUAAUUUAGCAGAGUAGAUAAAGGUUAAAUGUCAAUUAUCAUUUGGCUUGUCACACCUGUUUACUACUACUAUGUGACUAUUUUGUAUGGGCAGCUUUUGGUAUCUGAUUUUGCAGAUUCUUUAUAUAGGAUAUAGUUUUAUGCUCUGGAAAUAUAAUACUGCCAUCAGGCUUCAGAAACAGUAUAUGAUCUCUCAUGUUUUUAAAGUGAUAAAUUUAAAUAUGUAUGUUUUAAUGCAAUAAACUAGAAAAGCUUAAAGUACCAAAAUAAUACUUCAGAAAUAGGAAUAAGAUUGAGAGUUUUUUAUAAUGGGAGAGGGAGAAUAAUAGCCUAGUUAUACUGUAGAUAGUCAUAUACACUUGAAAAUAUUGUAAAAACUGAUUUAACGUUGUACUUGUUUUUUCUUUAAAUCUUACGAUAAUUUUGCUACAAAAUUAAUUAUA